AUGGCGGACAACAGGGACGGCGCGGACGCCUCCGGCUCGUCCGUGCUGCCUCCGCACAUCCUCGCCGCGAUCGUCGGGGACCACAGCAAGGAGCAGAAGCAAGACGCGUACAAGAAGUCGCUGUGCAACUGGUGGGACGAGUACAGCCACCGCAAGCGCGACGAGGACCACGAAUAUGUCGCAGACUCGUUGCUGUUCGACAAGAACGACCUGCCGCGCAUGGCGCCGGCGCCCAAGGAGUGGGAAGAGCGGCAGGCGCGCCUGAAGGAGGGCGGGAAGGGCGGCGCGGCGAAGAGCUCGGAGACUUCGGCACCCUCGAAAUGA
Pedinophyceae sp. YPF-701 is the source of this 324-nucleotide messenger RNA. The record is from the annotation of a GenBank genome assembly. NCBI's taxonomy places the organism in Eukaryota, Viridiplantae, Chlorophyta, Pedinophyceae.